This is a messenger RNA of Cryphonectria parasitica EP155, 195 nucleotides long. RefSeq lists its product as uncharacterized. The transcript is spliced from 3 exons. NCBI's taxonomy places the organism in Eukaryota, Fungi, Ascomycota, Sordariomycetes, Diaporthales, Cryphonectriaceae. The annotation marks the transcript as partial. The record is from RefSeq and is a predicted model, not a curated record.
AUGGCCGCCCCAGCUGAUAAAUCCGAAGAUCCUUGGAACGAAAAGACCAAGGAAAACAAAAGCCGGAGCGAGUGGCUUGACCCUUGCCAGGAGGCUGCAUCCAGGAGCAUCCGCUGCCUUAACAGAAACGGGGGAGACAAGGCUAUGUGUCAGGAGUACUUUCAGGCGUACAGGGAUUGCAAGAAGGAAUGGGUG